CGAAGUCGACGUCAAACCUGCUAACGCUCUGACGUUCUGCGGAAUGUUACCGUCCCGGAUGUCAAGCGUACUCUUGCGUUGAUGGGUUACGAGAAGUCGAGGAUGCAGGAAUACUAUAAAUGCCUCUUACGUCGGUUUGGUUAAAGUGAGGGAAAUGCUGAUGAAGAUAGUAGGGAUGGGGCCAAUGCGGACGGAGAUGCGCAAGAAGACGAGGAAGACACCAUAAACGAGUCCCCAAACGUUGCACAGGGCCUUCUCCCUCACCAUUCUUUACAUCGCAGCACCGACCCUCCGAUAAUUAAUCCGUAUGUCAUCCACAUUCUAAUCUUCUUCCGCCGUCGGGGUUCCUCAGUCAAAGGAGGCGACCUCACAUAUGUCCUAAUCUCGCGCCUUGGAGUCUAUGAACGACGAUGGAGUUAGUGGCGGAGGAGACACUAGACAAGCACGACCGCGAAAUCGAGGAGAUUUAUCAAGAGAGUCUAUGGGCUGAGUUUUCCGAUGAUGAGGAAUCGGUCGAACUUCCGGAUCGUCAAGCGAGCAACGUGUAUGCCGGCCGCAAGUGCAAGAAGAACAAUGACAGUAGCGAUGAGGAAGCCGAGCAGGAGGAGUUGCGCUCGCGGUCAUGAUAAUUAGUUUCUGACAGAAGCGGACAUAAAGAUCGUCGUGAACAUCAGGAUACGGCUCCUGUGAAGGCAAUGACGUCAAAUAUCGAUAGGAACCUACGGAAAGGGUUUGGGAGUGUCAAUCGUCGGUAUUUGCUCGCCGAUCGAUGCGCAAUGGAUUUUGGGGGAUCGCACUGGAGUCAACACGCACUGUUGAUAUCAUCCGCUUCCUUUCGUGAUGGGCACUUCCGCCGAAUCCUGGAGCAUAACCGAAGCUUUGUCACGUUCUGUCUGUUGCAAACCCUUCCUCACGUCACUAUCUCUACGGGUAUAUCUCCAGACG
Messenger RNA from Laetiporus sulphureus 93-53, 945 nucleotides. RefSeq lists its product as uncharacterized. The transcript is spliced from 2 exons. NCBI's taxonomy places the organism in Eukaryota, Fungi, Basidiomycota, Agaricomycetes, Polyporales, Laetiporaceae. The record is from RefSeq and is a predicted model, not a curated record. Bases 411 to 626 code for a protein of 71 amino acids.